AUAUUUUCUAUUGUAAAAAUGUCAUUUUACGAUAUACACUGUUCUCAAUAUGCUUUUUCAUUUAAUACGGUAGGUGUUCAAUAAAUAUUUGUUGUAUGGAUGAGCCAUAAUUUAUGUACUGAAUCCCCAAGUUGUGUCCAAAGGCCCUGCCAAUAAACAUAAUUAUAUACAUAUGUAAGACAUCAUUGAAAUACGGGCUUACAACACAUACAGAAACAUAAAGCAUACCUGCAUAUAAUAAAUAUAUACUGAACUAUAUUAACCAUCCAUGCAGGUUGUGAAGAAGUGUUUCAGGUGCCCUCUGGUGUAUUUCAUGGAUAUUCCUAGUAUAAAUGUUGAUAAAUUAGCCUCAAAAAGAAAACUUUCAGCCAAAUGUUUUGGGAUCUUUGGGAAUAAAGAGCAGCUAUCGUGCACUUGUUCUUAAUGUUUCUAUACUGGCUUUAAGUCCUUGGCAGGCAGGGCAGCUUGGCAAAGAUAAGAACCAGAAUCCAAUAGUAGUAACAAAAGGCAACAAUCAGUUUUAGAUAGAACAGAAAAAAAAAGUCUGCUGCAAAUUCUUGUUAGAAUAAGAAGGAAAGAAUGAUUGGGAGAAGGAGGAAAGAAGGAAGAAAGGAAAGAGAAAAGAGAAGAAUAAAAAUGUUUUCUCCUGGGCUUCCCUGGUGGCGCAGUGGUUGAGAGUCCGCCUGCUGAUGCAGGGGACACGGGUUCAUGCCCGGGUCCGGGAAGAUCCCAGAUGCCGCGGAGCAGCUGGGCCCAUGAGCCAUGGCCGCUGAGCCUGCGCGUCCAGAGCCUGUGCUCCACAGCGGGAGAGGCCACAACAGUGAGAGGCCCGCAUGCCACAAAAAAAAAAAAAAAAGUUUUCUCCUGAUGGUUAUUUGGACUAUUCUUGCCUGGUUCUACAGUGUAAUAAUUGUAGGUCUUAUAAAGGACAUAAUAUUAUGACAGAUUUCCCUUCCUUACUUGUUCCUGAGGCUGAACCUGCAACGGUUUACUGCCUGCUCACAAGGCUGAGGCUGGCCCUUCCUGGAUUAGUCCAAUGAAGCCUAAAAUACCCCACGCCCACGAGAAUGAGACUGUCCACAGCCCCAGACAUCGUUGUGUGUGCUCAGGUCCCCCAAGCAGUGCCCAUGCGUGUCAGGGAUGGCGGUGGCGUGGGUGCUGCUACAGACUGAAGACAGUGGCCUGGACAGCCAAGGGCAGCAGCCCAGCCCCACUAGGGCCUGAGGACGGUUACACGCGUCCCCAGAUGAGACAGUGACUGUCAUGGUGGCUACACCAGCGACAGGAAACCCAGGUCUGUGGUUCCCGCAGUGCUAGGGGAGAAGGCCAGGAGCUUUUGUGACUUUCACUUCUUUACCAAAAAAAUGCUUACAUGUGAUCUUCGGCUCUGUGACUGCAAACUGGAGCCUGGGGGACUGGGAAGAACAAUUAGGCCGGACAUGAGUGCAGAAAGCCAAAGGGGGUAGAAACCCAGACAAUGGUACCGAAGGCUGGGGUGAGGUGGAGGGGGGAGCGGAUAUGAUAGCAAGGAAGGAGUUUCAAUGUGAAUGAAUACUAAUUAGUGACAUGGAUAUUAAUGAUGACAGUAAUUAACAGGGGAAAGGAAGGGCUGUCAUUGUCCCAGGGUGACUAAUCAAUCUUGGCAGGUGAUAAAUAAUGGUGCAGCAAGCUCAGCAGAAAGAUAAUCCUCUUGCCCGGGGGAGAGCUGUUGCUGAUGCUGGAAACCUCUCCGUUUCUAGGCAACCCACAAAAAAAAGGACUGUUUUUCUUUUGAGGGAAAAACAGGUUAGAGUCUCUCCCCCCAACCCCCAACUUGGGAUUACAGUUUGUAUUUGAUUUCUGCUUUGUUCUUCAUGUCCUAGGACAAAUGUUGAACUUGUAUAAUUUGGAGGAAGUGGACACACACACACACACACACACACACACACACACGGAAACAUACUCUCCUUUUCUCUCUAAGAAUGUGAAUGAAAAGGAGUGUUUUUGAUCCAAAGUUUAGUUCAUAGAUGCCAUCUGGGAGAAGGAGUGGGGAAAUGCUCAGAAGUCUUGCUUUUGAGGUUGAAAUGCAGGGAACUUGCAGGGCCAUGUCAGUGGAGGCUAGUCCUGGGAUUGGGGGACAGCACAGAAAGGGCAGGACAGUCUACUGUGCAGGGUUCAUUCACCUUCCAGAGAGCCAGAGAGAAACAAAAUGUCUAGGUACUCAGGCCUGUACUGGUCUCACUUCUGAACCCCAGUCAAAUUUCUGAGCAAUUUUAAUCCUGGAAAAAGGGCGAUACUCGUUCAACCCCUCUGCUGGGGUUUCCAGUGUUUUUGCUGGGAGUCCAUCCCAGGAGAGCUUCUGGCAUUCCCUCUCCCUCACGCCAUGCCUCAGACCCAUGAGAAGACUCGGAUAUCUAGAAAUGCUGCCCUUUUCAGGCUGUUUUCCAUCAAACGUUUCAUCCUGAGGUGACAAAGCCACCUUCGAAGAUCUGAACUGGUUUAAAGUGAGAUUUUGGGGUGACAAAGGUAGAUUGCACAGAAGUUCAGAACCUCCCAGAAAAUUGGACUCCUCUACCCACACAUGAACUGCACUUGCCUAAGAACACUGGUUCUAGGUGCCACAUUUAAAGGGAGGCAAACAAAAGCAAAUAUAUUAUGAGAAUUGUGAACAAAAUGAGGAGGGACCCCAGAUCAUGUCAUCAGAAGAAACAGCUGAGGAAUCCAGGCAUGUUUCACCUGAAGGGGAGGAAACUCAAGGAGAACAUUGAUAAUACGUUGGACUGACUGUCCAAAUAGUUGAAGGAUUGUCUCACAGAGUGAGAGGUCUGAGUUCAUUUUUCUGUCAUCAGAGGGCGAAACUAAGACCAAAGAGAGGAAUUCAGAGAAGGGCAAAUUUCUGUUGAGAGAAAUCGAAGAUGAUUUAACUGGGACAGGUUGGCCAACAGGAAAUUUGUGAGUUUCCAGGCACUAGGGUUUUUCCAAAUGGAAAUUACAGCACCUCUUGUCCAGGGUGUUGUGGGUGGGACUUGUGUAUUGGCUAGGGUUGGAGUAGAUAAGCUUUAAAAGUCCCUUCUGAUUCUUAAGAUUUUAUGUUAGUUAAGGCAUUACUAGAUGCCAAAACAGGUAACCCUCAAAUAUCCGGGGCUCAACAUGACCAAGUUUAUUUUUCAAUCAGGUCACCCAAAUGGGCCUCAAUCUUCAUGUCUGUUCAGGAUCCCAGGCUCCUUCCACACAUGGCUCUGCCCUCCCCAUGGCCCCUGGAGUUCUCUCCAUUCAGCCAGCAGAUGGAGAUGAAUGGUGUGGAGUGUGGAGGGUCACACAGGAGUUUUAUGGUCUGAGUCUGGAAAUUGCUUAUGGCAUUUCCACCCACAUUCCAUUGUCAGAACUCAGUGCAUACCCAGCUGCAGGAGAGUCUAGAAAUGUAAUCUAGCUGUGGCCCAGGGGAUAGAGGAGAGAGGUUUUGGCGAACACAUAGAAGUUUCUCCCACAGACACAGGGGCUUAUUCAUUCCGGAUGAGCCCAGGCCAGAGGAAAUUAGAGAUUUUUUUCAGGAACCUGUGAGGUCAUCUGUGUUGGGCAGGCCUCGUCAGUUGAGGAUAGUGAGAUAAAAGGAGUCUCCUCCCUCAGGAAAUGGUCUGGGGCCAGGCGUGAUAAGACUUCCUCUAGCCUGUCAUCAAAAUAUGUAUUCUCAGGAAGGCCCCUCCAGAAGCGCCCUAGGGAAAUGUGGAUACAAGACCAUCCUGAGUCAUCAGAAGUGGACUUUGGGGGGGAAAUAAUGGGACUGUGACUACAGAAGCAUACUAAUGGAUGGAAUGGGUUGGUUAGGAUGGAAAAGUGUCAAUAUUACCUAGCUCUCCAGGUGUGUGCUAAUUGGAAUUAGGAGUCUCUUGGGUAACCAUGUUUCUUCUGGCACAGAGUUAAACAUCCAUGAGGUCUUCAGUUGACAUUGCUUUAUCCUUGCAGGUACUGACAUUGUGCAGUGGCUUAUGAAGAACCUCUCCAUUGAGGACCCAGUUGAAGCAAUACACUUGGGAAGCCUCGUGGCUGCCCAGGGCUACGUCUUCCCAAUCUCGGACCACGUUCUCACCAUGAAGGACGAUGGCACCUUUUAUCGUUUCCAGGCCCCAUACUUCUGGCCUUCAAACUGCUGGGAGCCUGAAAACACUGACUACGCCAUCUACCUCUGUAAGAGGACAAUGCAGAAUAAAGCAAGGCUGGAACUGGCGGAUUAUGAAGCAGAUUGAUCGGAAAAAGGACAAGACAGAGAGGAAAAUUUUGGAUAGUCAAGAACGAGCCUUUUGGGACGUCCACAGGCCAGUGCCAGGCUGUGUGAACACAACAGAAAUGGAUAUCAGAAAAUGUCGACGUUUGAAGAACCCGCAAAAGGUUAAAAAGUCAGUGUACGGCGUGACUGAAGAAUCCCAGUCGCAAAGCCCAGUGCACGUCCCCAGUCAGCCAAUCAGGAAAACUACAAAAGAGGACAUCCGGAAACAGAUAACAUUUUUGAAUGCACAGAUUGACAGGCAUCGUUUAAAAAUGUCCAAAGUGGCUGAAAGCUUAAUUGCUUACACAGAACAGUAUGUGGAAUAUGACCCUUUGGUCACGCCAGCUGAGCCGUCCAAUCCCUGGAUCAGUGACGAUAUUGCUUUAUGGGACAUAGAGAUGAGCAAAGAGCCCAGCCAGCACCGAGUAAAGAGAUGGGGCUUCUCUUUCGACGAGAUAUUGAAGGACCAGGUGGGGCGGGACCAGUUUCUACGAUUUCUGGAGUCGGAAUUCAGUUCCGAAAACCUCAGGUUCUGGUUGGCUGUCCAAGAUCUCAAGAAACAACCCCUACAAGAUGUGGCCAAGAGGGUGGAAGAAAUCUGGCAAGAGUUUCUGGCCCCCGGAGCCCCAAGUGCAAUCAAUCUGGAUUCUCACAGCUACGAGAUAACCAGUCAAAACGUCAAAGAUGGAGGGAGAUACACAUUCGAAGAUGCCCAGGAGCACAUCUACAAGCUGAUGAAGAGCGACAGCUACGCCCGCUUCCUCCGGUCAAAUGCUUACCAGGACUUGCUGCUUGCCAGGAAGAAGCCAGAAAGUGAGCAAGGUCGUAGAACUUCCUUAGAAAAGUUCACUCGCAGUGUGGGUCGAGGGUCGGCGGCUUCUCUCCUAGGGAUGGAUCUGCAAAAGACAAAAGGCCCGGCGGCUCCCUCUGCAGACGGUGCACGGGGCAACCGCCCAGCCUCCGGCCUGGCAUUUGAUCUUCUGUCUGUGGCCUUGAGGAGGAAGGAGCUCCCCCCUGCCCUCGGGGCUGCGCGGUUGGUGCACCCUCUGCAGCAGCCCAGGGAGAAGGCCGUCCAACCGGACCAUAAAAUAAAUUGGCUCAGAACCAUAGCUCAUCUAAAACAACAUCCAAAUUUCCCUCUGUGGACUCUGACAACCGUGCUGGUGCCCGAGGCCAGCUGCCGCUGCUGCUGUGUCGGCGGCUUUUGCGUGUGCCUAAGGCGGCCGUGCUGCAUGGGUUGUGGCGAUGCGGUCUACAGCUGGCGCGUGUGUGUGUGUUAGUGGCCUCUGCAUGAGUUCCCACAUCCCUGACAGCCCCUUGUCAGCCUUCUUUGCACAGCGUGACAGGGAGAGGAGGGCAGUAGCCAUGGAGUGGAGCGGCCGUGGGAGGGUCUUCCCCAUGGUGCCUGGUGGAGAUUCUGGGCUAUGAUCUGUAGAACAGCACAGACCCAUCUCCCCUUUCCAUGAUGUUCUCUGUAAGGCAGGGGCAUAGGGCUUGAUGCACAGGAAGCACUCAGUCCCGCUCAUUCACUCACUCGUCAAAAACAAGCUGCUGAGUUCAUGGGGCCCAGCCUGCACUCUUCACGUCAAACCAAAGAGAACCAACAUGGCAGCCAGGGAGCAGGGAUCCCACAUGUGGAACUGGCCAAAUUUCCCUUCCCCAAGGGUGGAAACCCACUGAUGCUAACUUGCCUUUUUCCUCCCUCUAUUGAAGAGGAGAGUCCUUGUAAACCUGACUACUGUGUGAUUAGUAUCGUUAUUUUAUCCCUUUAAUGAAAAGUCUAAGAAUUCUGGGUUGAAAACAACCUGGUCAUUUACCUGUCAUAGCUAGGUGCAUCUUAACUGAAUUUAAACAUCAUUUUGAAUUUGCUAGAUGUAAACAUCACAGGAACUCUAGGAGGUGGCAAUUAAAAUAGGCGUGCUCAUCCCAUCUCUUCUUUGGUCUUUUCUCCCCAUGGCCUUUCCUCAUGAGAAAUCAGAACUUGCACAGUGUAAGACCUGUGGUUCCCCUGUCUGUCUUCAUGGCUGGUUUGCCACGGACACGUAACAUCAUACACCAAGAAGCUGCCACGGGCUGUUAGAGGCAAGGCCAACAGGAAUUCCUUCACCCCCGAUGGCUGAUAGAGAGUGGUGGGAACCCACCCCUCCCUCUCUUUUGAGGCCUGGAGGCUGUAGGUGGAAGAUGUUUAGGGGUUUU
This is a messenger RNA of Orcinus orca (killer whale), 6439 nucleotides long. It is a transcript of the gene RGS6, whose product is annotated as regulator of G protein signaling 6. The record is from RefSeq and is a predicted model, not a curated record. NCBI's taxonomy places the organism in Eukaryota, Metazoa, Chordata, Mammalia, Artiodactyla, Delphinidae. The transcript has 14 exons. Gene Ontology annotation, molecular function: GTPase activator activity. Gene Ontology annotation, biological process: intracellular signal transduction; regulation of G protein-coupled receptor signaling pathway; G protein-coupled receptor signaling pathway. The coding region runs from base 4078 to 5523 and encodes 481 amino acids.